CCAGAAAAGCCUAAACCCGAUGCAAAAAAGAACAAGGACGCUUUUGUUGGAAGCAAACUAAACACUACCGUUGAACAGCGACUGCUGAGAAAGAAAUAUCUGAGGGACAUCGCCCCUGCACGUUGCGAAAAGCUCAACGUAUACAAGUAUUACGAUUGCGAAGCGAAGGAAUUGGCUGUCCUCAAUCCGCAGUUGGCGCAAGUUGAGCCACCUCGUUUGGAUGAUUCAUAUGUGAAAUUCGAUACACCGUUUUUCUUCAUGGUAGUCAGAGAAGGGUCAUUUGGCAGGAUUGUACAGUGUAUAGGUCGAUUUAACAACGUGUCAGCUGUCCAUAAAAGCUCCCGCAGAUCAGGUGAUGUGGAUGUCUAG
Ostertagia ostertagi is the source of this 369-nucleotide messenger RNA. The record is from the annotation of a GenBank genome assembly. Lineage: Eukaryota; Metazoa; Nematoda; Chromadorea; Rhabditida; Trichostrongylidae.